This is a messenger RNA of Juglans regia (Persian walnut), 2868 nucleotides long. Its product is annotated as putative inactive cadmium/zinc-transporting ATPase HMA3. Gene Ontology annotation, molecular function: ATP binding; ATP hydrolysis activity; metal ion binding. The transcript is spliced from 9 exons. Gene Ontology annotation, cellular component: membrane. The record is from RefSeq and is a predicted model, not a curated record. NCBI's taxonomy places the organism in Eukaryota, Viridiplantae, Streptophyta, Magnoliopsida, Fagales, Juglandaceae. The coding region runs from base 1 to 2868 and encodes 955 amino acids. Gene Ontology annotation, biological process: monoatomic cation transport.
AUGGCUGAAAACUUGAAGAAAAGCUACUUUGAGGUGUUGGGUCUUUGCUGUGCAUCAGAGGUAACAUUGGUUGAGAGGAUUCUGAAAUCGCUCAAUGGGGUCAAAGAAAUUUCAGUGAUCCUACCGACAAAAACGUUAAUUGUUGUCCAUGACACUGUUUUCAUAUCUGAGAUUCAAGUCGUUGACGCACUGAAUAAAGCAAGGCUGGAAGCUACUGUUAGACCACAGGAAGAGAGCAAUUUCCAGAACAGAUGGCCAGCCCCAUCUACAAUGGUUUGUGGCUUAUUACUUGCACUGUCCUUUUUGAAGUAUAUUUAUCAUCCAUUGGGAUGGUUGGCUCUUGCUGCGGUUAUUGUUGGCCUCCCCACACUCGUAUUGAGAAGCAUAGCAUCCAUCCGAAACCUUACUCUCAACAUCAACAUUCUUGUUCUCAUGGCAGUGGUGGGGACGCUUGCUCUACAAGAUUAUUGGGAAGCUGGUACUGUUGUCUUUCUGUACUCGAUUGCUCAGUGGCUUGAGUCAAGAGCAAGUUACAAGGCUAUGGCUACAAUGUCAUCUUUAAUGAGCAUGGCUCCUCAAAAAGCCACAAUAGCUGAAACUGGAGAACAUGUUGAUGUCAAUGUUGUUGAGUUGGACACAGUCCUUGCAGUCAAAGCUGGCAAUGUUAUUCCCCUUGAUGGAGUUGUUGUGGAGGGGAAAUGUGAAGUUGAUGAAAAGAUGCUGACUGGAGAAUCAUUUCCCGUCACCAAAGAAUUGUAUUCACCUGUUUUAGCUGGCACUAUCAACAUAAAUGGUUAUAUUAAUUUAAAAACUACAGCUUUAGCAAAAGACUCUGUUGUGGCAAGAAUGGCAAAGCUAGUGGAAGAGGCCCACAACAAGAAGUCUAAAACUCAGAGAUUCAUAGACAAUUGUGCAAAGUACUAUAUUCCCGUAGUUAUGCUAAUAUCAUGUGCCCUUGCUGUGAUUCCGGCCGCACUCAGACUUCCUAACGAAGAUAAAUGGUUUCAUCUCGCAAUAGUAGUGCUUGUAAGUACGUGUCCAUGUGCACUUAUCCUCUCUACGCCUGUUGCAAUUUUUUGUGCACUUUCAAAGGCUGCAACAAAUGGACUUCUAGUCAAAGGUGGAGAUUAUCUUGAAAUUCUUGCAAGGGUUAAGAUUGCAGCUUUUGACAAAACUGGGACAAUAACAAGGGGAGAGUUUGUAGUGACGGAUUUUCGGGCUAUUAAUGAUGAUGUUAGCUUGAGCACAUUGCUCCACUGGGUUUCAAGCAUUGAGAGUAAAUCAAGUCACCCAAUGGCAGCUGCACUUGUUGACCAUGCACGAUUACACUCCAUUGAGCCAAAGCCUGAGAAUGUGGAAGACUUUCAAAACUUUCCUGGUGAAGGAGUGUUCGGGAAAAUUGACGGUCAUGAUAUCUAUAUUGGAAACAGGAGAAUUGGUUUAAGAUCUGGGCAUGGGACAGUAGGAUCUCAUAAGAUGAAAGGAAAUACAGAUGGUUAUGUAUAUUCUGGAACAACUCUAGUUGGAAUAUUCAGCCUCUCUGAUAGUUGUCGAUCUGGGGCCAUGGAGGCAAUUGAAGAGAUGACGUCGUUGGGGAUCAAAUCUGUCAUGCUUACAGGCGAUAGUCAUACUGCAGCCAUGCUUGCACAAGAUCAGCUCAACCAUGCUCUCGAUGUUAUCCACUCAGAGCUUCUACCUGCAGACAAGGCACGAAUAAUUGAGGACUAUAAGAAGGAAGGUCCAACAGUCAUGAUUGGGGAUGGCAUGAAUGAUGCUCCUGCAUUAGCUACAGCCGAUGUUGGCAUCUCAAUGGGAAUUUCAGGUUCAGCACUCGCAAUGGAGACAGGGCAUGUAAUUCUCAUGUCAAACGACAUCCGAAAGAUACCAAAAGCCAUUCAACUUGCAAGAAGAACACUUAGGAAACUCAUUGAGAAUGUCAUAAUAUCCAUCAGUACUAAAGGUGCUAUCCUAGCUUUGGCCUUUGCGGGUUAUCCGCUGAUUUGGGCAGCAGUUCUCACUGAUGUUGGGACAUGCUUGAUCGUAAUUUUGAACAGCAUGCUACUGUUGCAAGAGACAUCAAAAUCUCAUGAAGACUUUGCAAGAUCCAGCUAUGGCACUUUCACUACGACCUCAUCUCUGAAGGAAAAAAGCACAACUGCUGUUGGUGGUAAAGGUACUUAUGAUGGAGGUUAUCAUAUCCCUGAGGCAAAGAUAUGCAAUGACAGAUGCCGAUGCUGUAAGAAAGUCAUUCAUUAUGUGGAGUCUCCAAGUGUAAGCAAUCCUACAGAUGACUCUGGACUUCUCGGUGUUAACUUACUGGGGAAACACCAAAUAACAAACUUGGUUGGCAGACAAGGAGGAGGCAACAGCAAAUUCCAAACAGUAAAGCAGUGCAGUGAUGGAUGUGGUGAUAAAGGCCCAAAUAACGUGAGAAAUUGUGGUCAUUCUGAUGGAGUUGAAUUGGACAAUGAUGCGUGUACUUGCCUAUUGCCUAGACAUGAAUUGGAACCAUGCAACAAUGUUGCAUCAACUGGCAAAGGUUGCUCUAACUGUACAGAAAUCAAUUGCAAGUAUGACAAUUUUGAAGACAUAUUAGAAGCGUCUAGUAAAGUUUGUUAUCCCCAAAACAGUGAAGUUCAAUCUCAGCAAAGGAAAUGCUGCAGCGGAUGUGGUGUAGCACAGGGUGCAACCAUUAUUAAUACUGCCUCUACCACCGCUGGCCUGGAGAUAUCUAUUGUCACUGAUGCUUCUAUGAUUGCAAAGAUCAAAGAGUGUUGCAAGCGGUCAGGGGAGCAAUGCUGUGGUAAGCAUGAGAGGCAAUGUGGAGCUGGUUUUGUGGACAGCUUAUCAGAAAUUGUGAUUAAUUAG